GCGGGCGGGCCGGACGGACGGGCGGGCGGGCUCGCUCGCGGGCGGGGACUCGGCGCGGGAGCCCUCCCGGCCGGCAGUGGCAGCCCCUCCUGGAGGCCCUCGGGAGCCCGGAGGACCCCGGGUGCUGGCGGUGGCGGCGGCCCGCACUGCCGCACCCGGAACCAUGAGCGAGGCCCGCAGGGACAGCACCAGCAGCCUGCAGCGCAAGAAGCCACCCUGGCUGAAGCUGGACAUUCCGGCUGUGGUGCCCCCUGUGGCAGAGGAACCCAGCUUCCUGCAGGUAGGCCCUGGCCAGCAUGGGCUGUGGGUGCUUCCUGUCCAGCCCCCUCACCACGACCCCAUUGCCCAGCCCCUGAGACGCCAGGCUUUCUUGCGGAGUGUGAGUAUGCCGGCUGAGACAGCCCACAUCCCUUCGCCUUACCACGAGCCCCGCCGGCCGGUGCUGCAGCGCCAGGCAUCCAUCACACAGACCAUCCGCAGCCGGCAGGUGCGCUUUGGGCGCGUCCACACUCUGCCCCUCUUGGGCUCCCCUGCUGCCCGCAGGGCCCUCCCACAGCGCCGGUCUCUCUCCCGGUCCCUGCUCAGGGGCACAGCUGACUGGUUCGGAGUGAGCAAGGACAGUGACAGCACCCAGAAGUGGCAGCGCAAGAGCAUUCGUCACUGCAGCCAGCGCUAUGGGAAGCUGAAGCCGCAGGUCAUCCGGGAGCUAGACCUGCCCAGCCAGGACAAUGCGUCACUGACCAGCACGGAGACGCCCCCGCCACUCUAUGUUGGACCAUGCCAGCUGGGCAUGCAAAAGAUCAUAGACCCCCUGGCCCGGGGCCGGGCCUUCCGCAUGGCGGAUGACACCGCCGAUGGCCUGAGUACCCCGCACACGCCCGUCACUCCGGGCGCUGCCUCCCUCUGCUCCUUCUCCAGCUCCCGCUCGGGUUUCAACCGGCUCCCACGGCGGCGCAAGCGUGAGUCUGUGGCCAAGAUGAGCUUCCGGGCAGCUGCAGCGCUGGUGAAGGGCCGCUCUGUUAGGGACGGCACGUUGCGCCGGGUGCAGCGCCGAAGCUUCACCCCUGCCAGCUUCCUGGAGGAGGACACAGCUGACUUCCCUGACGAGCUGGACACGUCCUUCUUUGCCCGGGAAGGUGUCCUCCACGAGGAGCUGUCCACAUAUCCAGAUGAGGUGUUCGAGUCCCCAUCAGAGGCAGCGCUCAAGGACUGGGAGAAAGCCCCAGACCAGGCGGACAUGACAGGGGGGGCCCUGGACCGCACGGAGCUGGAGCGCAGCCACCUGAUGCUGCCCCUGGAACGCGGCUGGCGGAAGCAGAAGGAGGGUGGCCCCGUGGCCCUGCAGCCCAGGGUGCGGCUGCGUCAGGAGGUGGUGAGCACGGCGGGGCAGCGGAGGGGCCAGCGCAUCGCUAUGCCGGUGCGCAGGUUCUUUGCCCGGGAGAAGAGGCCUUAUGGGCUGGGCAUGGUGGGCCGGCUAACCAACCGCACCUACCGCAAGCGGAUCGACAGCUAUGUCAAACGCCAGAUUGAGGACAUGGACGACCACAGGCCCUUCUUCACCUACUGGCUCACCUUCGUGCACUCACUGGUCACCAUUCUGGCCGUGUGCAUCUACGGCAUCGCACCUGUGGGCUUCUCGCAGCAUGAGACUGUGGACUCGGUGCUGCGGAACCGUGGGGUCUAUGAGAAUGUCAAGUACGUGCAGCAAGAGAACUUCUGGAUCGGGCCCAGCUCGGAGGCUCUCAUUCACCUGGGCGCCAAGUUCUCGCCCUGCAUGCGCCAGGACCCACAGGUGCACAGUUUCAUCCUGGCUGCGCGGGAGCGGGAGAAGCACUCCGCCUGCUGUGUGCGCAAUGACCGGUCGGGCUGCGUGCAGACGUCGGCGGAGGAAUGCUCGUCCACGCUGGCCGUGUGGGUGAAGUGGCCUUUCCAUCCCAGCGUCCCGGACCUCGCUGGCCACAAGCGGCAGUUUGGUUCUGUCUGUCACCAGGACCCCAGGGUGUGUGAUGAGCCCUCCUCGGAGGACCCCCAUGAGUGGCCGGAUGACAUCACCAAGUGGCCGAUAUGCACCAAAAACAGCGCGGGGAACCACACCAACCACCCCCACAUGGACUGCGUCAUCACGGGCCGGCCCUGCUGCAUUGGCACCAAGGGCAGGUGCGAGAUCACCUCCCGGGAGUACUGUGACUUCAUGAGGGGCUACUUCCACGAGGAGGCCACACUCUGCUCUCAGGUGCACUGCAUGGACGAUGUGUGCGGGCUCCUGCCCUUCCUCAACCCCGAGGUGCCCGACCAGUUCUACCGCCUCUGGCUGUCCCUCUUCCUGCACGCUGGGCAAGUGACACCUUACGGGCUGAGCAGGGUCGGGUGGUCUCAGGGACCCCAGGAGUGGCUGGCAAGGGGGCGGCCCUCCCUGCUGAGUGCUGCCCCCCCACCUCACAGCAUCCUGCACUGCCUGGUGUCCGUCUGCUUCCAGAUGACUGUGCUGAGGGACCUGGAAAAGCUAGCGGGCUGGCACCGCAUAGCCAUUAUCUACCUGCUGAGUGGCGUCACUGGUAACCUAGCCAGUGCCAUAUUCCUGCCAUACCGGGCAGAGGUAAGGCUGCCCCGGGGUUCCAGCCUGGGAGCAUCUCCAUUUGGCCCCUCCAUCCUGCUGUGCUCUGGGCCACGAGAGGCGGGACGGCUGUGGUCCAGGCCCCUGCUCAGCACCCCUGCUGCCUGCACAGGUGGGCCCGGCCGGCUCGCAGUUCGGCAUCCUGGCGUGCCUCUUCGUGGAGCUCUUUCAGAGCUGGCAGAUUCUGGCUCGGCCCUGGCGUGCCUUCUUCAAGCUGCUGGCGGUGGUCCUCUUCCUCUUCGCCUUCGGGCUGCUGCCCUGGAUCGACAACUUUGCGCACAUCUCCGGCUUCGUCAGCGGCCUCUUCCUCUCCUUUGCCUUCCUGCCCUACAUCAGCUUCGGCAGGUUCGACCUGUACCGCAAACGCUGCCAGAUCAUCAUCUUCCAGGUGGUCUUCCUGGGCCUCCUGGCCGGCCUGGUGGUCCUCUUCUACUUCUACCCUGUGCGCUGUGAGUGGUGCGAGUUCCUCACCUGCAUCCCCUUCACCGACAAGUUCUGUGAGAAGUACGAGCUGGAUGCCCAGCUCCACUGAGCUGGGGGUGGUGGGGCCAUAGGCCGGCAGCGGGCCAGGGCCAGGUGGGCCACCCGCCCCGAGCCUCACAGGCCAGGGGGCCUUGUCAAGCAAGCCCUGUGGGCGUCCUGCCUGUUUCCUGGACACAGACCUCUUGUGCCUUGUUCACUGCUGUUGAACCUCUUGUACUUCUGGGCAUUUAUUACACUAGUUCCUGUGAUUACUUUCUAACUAGUCUCCUGACGACCACCUCAUGUGGCCAAUAAAUGGACUGGGAGCGUUUUAGCUGCCACCAACUUGA
Phyllostomus hastatus (greater spear-nosed bat) is the source of this 3426-nucleotide messenger RNA. RefSeq names its product rhomboid 5 homolog 1 (gene RHBDF1). Bases 164 to 3067 code for a protein of 967 amino acids. Gene Ontology annotation, cellular component: endoplasmic reticulum membrane. Lineage: Eukaryota; Metazoa; Chordata; Mammalia; Chiroptera; Phyllostomidae. Gene Ontology annotation, biological process: regulation of epidermal growth factor receptor signaling pathway; regulation of protein secretion. The transcript is spliced from 16 exons. Gene Ontology annotation, molecular function: serine-type endopeptidase activity. The record is from RefSeq and is a predicted model, not a curated record.